Talaromyces proteolyticus is the source of this 1482-nucleotide messenger RNA. RefSeq lists its product as uncharacterized. The record is from RefSeq and is a predicted model, not a curated record. The coding region runs from base 1 to 1482 and encodes 493 amino acids. Lineage: Eukaryota; Fungi; Ascomycota; Eurotiomycetes; Eurotiales; Trichocomaceae. The transcript has 3 exons.
AUGGCUUCGUUUCCGAUAUCCAAUCUUCAACCGUGGAGUUCGCAAUGGUUAAUUGGAUUGACUCUGCUAACUACCUUUACGGUUUGGUAUAUCUUCAAUAAAAUCAAAGAAAGAGGUGUUCUAGGCCGUACCCGCAGAAUUUCCACGGCCAAAACACCGCCACGCUCAGUAUCGCCUGAGAAAUCAUUAUCAGGGUCAUCAUCUCCCACAAGCUAUAACAGUGUCUUUCCUCCAUCACGCAGAGAGGCAAUGGCCAGUCUAAAAAGCGGAAAGCCCGCAACAGCACUGGACAGAGUCAGUGACGAGAAGAUUCACAAAAACAUCCUCCCAAUGACGGAGAAUUACGAAACAGCAAAGGGAAGCCUAUACACUCCAAUGGGGUUUUCUGUCGAUGAAAUCAAAGCGAUGGGGGAUUUUCCAGAUUAUACUAUUCUAAGUGGCGUGCCGUUGCCAAAGGCUUACAACGAAUUUGAUAUCGACAAGGCUCUCCCUCGUCCGUAUCGACCAUUUAGAUGGUCCUAUCACCAAACCAUGUCAUUGAAAAAACUUGAAACCGAUUGGUGGAUUGAAUUGGAAAACACUUACAAGCAGCGAAUCGCUCAGCGCAAAGAUCUGUAUGCGAAGCACGGCAAGGCAGUGCUUGAUUAUCUACCAGGAUCCGAAAUUGCCUGCAAGGAAUUAAUGGAAAUGGUCUUGCAAUUUAUCUGUGCUCGAUAUCCUCAUUUGUUCCAACUCAAGGAUAAUCGUAUUCUGGUAAAUAAUAUUCUGGGAAAUGAGCAAGACAUUCGCGCCAAACACCCCUUGGAGAUUCUCAUGGACAAUAUUCCCGAGGAUUUUGCUAUCACAUUGCGAGACGAUUCCACGGGUUACUACGUCUUCCGUGCUGGGGUUAUUUGUUCAGCACUCGGUUGGAAUGUUGGCACCAAGAUUGGUCUUCAGCUGCAUGAGAUCCAUGCCCCGAUACCCGACUACAAAGAAAAGAUGAAGUUUUCAAUGGACCGCUUUUUCACCAAAAUGCCAGCAGAUAAGCCUAUUCAACGUGGCUCAUGGGGACUAGAAGUUGGCCGUCCACUAUACAUGCCACCAGGUGACCCGCAUGAGCAACACAGAUUGUCUCAAAGCCCCAAUUUACUCCUUGAGGAUUGCCAUCUUCGAGUAGAUUGGCAAACGCUUCGCCGGCUUCCAAUCUCUGGCGGUGUUGUUUUCAACUUCAAAGCUGUCUUCACACCAGUUACCGAAUUCAGAUAUGAACCCAAAAUCCCUGCAUUGAUUGCCAAAAUUCUUCGGGAAGGAAAGAAGAGCUUGAUGGAAUACAAAAACACGUGGCAUGUAGAGCAUAUUGUCCUCCCCGCUCUAGAUAAAUGGAACAAAGAGCAGGAAGAUAGUGGCAUGAUUAAGAAAAAUUGGGAUGUAUCCACGUUGGAUGAGGACCCGUGGUUCCAAGACUGGGAGGAAAAGUGGCACCGGCAGCAAGGCUUCUAG